GCGUGUGUUUCUAGCAUAUAGCCUGAGCAGAUGGUCGUGUGAGAGUGUGAAGCCAGCAUAGCUUUGUGGAGUAUACAGUGAACUUACUGACGAGAAUAUUACAUUUACACAGUGGAUUCUGGACAAGACGUCACAAAGUUUGCAUUUUUCUUAUCUUCUGAGCAUCUCCUGUUGCCUAACCCACCUGCCAUAUUGAUAAAUAAGGAUUACCAGUGAUCAUGGAGUAACAAAGUGAAAAGUCAAUGUUGAACCAUCAUUCGAUGGAUGAACUAUGUCUCAGAACAAAGUCGGUGAAUAUCUGAGUGACUUAGAGGGCAACAAGUUCACGGAAAAUGCCCCCAGACCUCCAGUACCCGGGGAAGAGAAUGAGCUUCAAUCGACUCACAGUAGUGGCUCUCAUAAAAGUCACAUGUCUAUGAAGAGUCACUCCUCCGGGAAAAGCGGAGGAUCACUGAAUGGCGAAGUUGGUCACUCUCCGGCUGCCACACCGAGGCGCUCCAACCUGGACAAGUCGUGUACAGGGGGAUCUCUUAGCUGCUCUGUACAGGGUCUGGACAAGUGUGAUGAUGAGAAUGCCCCCUUAGGAUUUGAACCUGAGGGAAGUGCGGCAAACUCGCCGCCCUUCACGGAAAACAGCACCCCACCCUGUUUGAAAUGGGCGACCAGUUUACACCACCUCUUGGAGGAUAGCGAUGGAGUGCAGUUAUAUAGUAAGUUCCUGGAGAAUGAAGCAGGUGGAAAGCAUACGUUGGACUUCUGGUAUGCCUGUCAAGGGCUCAAGAAACAACCUCCAAGUGAAACCGUGAAAAUAAACUAUAUUAUUAAAGUGAUCAAUAAAAAGUAUAUUAGAGGUGAAUCCCUUUCAUGCAUUUCAGCUCGGACUCGAAAGUCUAUAUCCGACCAAAUAGAUGGUAAGAAUUUGCUGCAGUCUAUAUUUGACGAGGCGCAGAGAGAGGUGGAGGAGUACAUGAGGAACAAUUCUUACCGUCUUUUUCUCAAUUCGGAUUUUUAUGUGCAAUAUGUAGAACGAGCCAGCAAAAGCCCCAAGAGCAGUGAGACCUCCAGUGGCUCGAACAGUGUUCGUCCUGUUUCUGGACCUUUACCCACAUUGCUAGAAGACCAAGAGUUAUCAGCUCAAAGUUUCGACGCAUCGUCUUUGAUGGGACCCCCAUCAAGUCGUUAUACCUCCUUCACACAGCCAGAAAGUAAAGGAUCAAGGCGUCCGGAGACAAUAUCUGGGUAUAACCCGUACACAAGUUUUCGCCAGCCACAGUCUCAGCCCUACUACACCUCCUACGCCACAGUGUCCGCUGUGGACAGCGAAAUCCAGAGCCUGUCCAGCGAUGCUCUCACAGAUGAUACCAUGUCCCUCACAGACAGCAGUGUGGAUGGCUUUCCUACGUACAAAAAGCAUUGGAAACAAAGACGAGCAGUAAGCCGGCGAGCCCAACAGAAUAAGGAAGGGAAAGAUGCCCCAUUAGUCAUACCUAGGACAGACCGUCCACCAAAAGAUAGAAACAUUGCUGAAACUGAUCCUCAGAAAUUCGCCUCUCUUCUUAUUGAGAGGUUACAUAUUGUGCUAAAAGAGAGGGAAAAGGAAGAAAAAAUGGCUGAGUCUCUUCGAAUGUGUGAGAUUGAAGAUGGUGAUAAGGAGGAAUUCAUGAAGGCAUCCAAUUCAUUGUUAUUGAUACAGUCAAUAGAAGAGGAUAAUGCACAAUCAAUAUUAGAAGAACAUUGUUCCCGAAUUUGGGACAAUUCAUCCCAUCACACACCUAGUCGGUCACCUGGUCGGCAUUCACCCAAAUCAAAAUCUCCUGACAGGACAUUACGCAAAAUGCCGGCGUCGGCAAAUACUACCUUCCCAGGAACACUAACAAAAUCUCGCAAAGCCAAAAAGGACAAUUGUAUUUCCAUGUUGUCGUCGGACAGCGGUGUUGGUGAUGAAAAACGUGUGCAUACAAUACAUCAUCACCACCAUCAUCAUCACGGAACUCAGGGCCACGGCCGUGCCACCUUGGAAUGGGUAGCCCAGAACAAGACAAUGGCACAUUGGCGUGGGGAUCAAACUGGGCGGCCACACGGAGACUUCUUACAGGGUACAAAGACAUCAAGUAGUGGUGCAGGCAGUAUAGGACCAACAGGGGAGUUGAAUGACAGGAGGAAAGAUGGAGGAAGGCGCUCAAAUAGUCGCAAAACUUCAACGGAUGCUAGUAGUGUUUUUGACAGUGGCAUUAGUGGUGUGUACGAAAAGGAACCUUUAUUACCAACUCCAAACCCAUCGGAUCCCAAUUACGAAAAGGUUAUGGGUUGGAUGCUGGCAAGUGAUAAUGUAACAGCGCCCGGUGGUAACCUUGCUGACUCUGACCGUAGCUCCUCUCACAAGUGGUCGCAUAAAGCAGCUUCAUCAUCCCCAUCCCCUCAGCCUCACAAAGGAGGAUCAUCGAAGAAGCAGCAAAGCCUGAACUCAAGCAAUCGUUCUGCCUCAGCAGAGAGGAGCGGGGCUGUUCCACCCCGAAUACCUCACGGAGGAGUUCAGCCGAACCAGCCAAUCAUACAGGAUCCGUCCAUGCCACUGCUGACACCGCCCAACACGAUGACGCAGUUAGAGGAGGCCAAGAGACGCCUGGAAAGCGAGGCGAGGGCUCUGCCUGUCAAAUCAAAGUCUUUCGCUGGUGUUUCGGCACGUGAUAAGAGAAAUCCCCCUCCAUCUCAGAGCACCUCGCAGAUUCGAAGUUCUCCAUUUACAAGGGUUGUGCCCAGUGGUCUUGACCUUCAGUCAGGAAACGUUACACUCCCCACACUUUCGUCCUCAGAGAAGAGGUCUGCUAAAAAGUCAAGUACGCCAGUGCUAGCUAACAGCUCUGCCCUGGCCAGUCUCCCAUCACAGUCCAUGUCCCAGCCAGCCUCAAUGUCUCAGUCCCAGUGUGAGGAGACUGUCAUCGGCAUCUACUUCUGUGGUGACCCCAUUCCUUACCGCCACACCAUACCAGGCACAGAUAUCACACUAGGCCAGUUCAAACAACUCAUCAGCAAAAAGGGCAAUUAUAGGUAUUAUUUUAAGAAGAACAGUGAUGAAUUUGGCUCUGGUGCUGUGUUUGAGGAAGUUGGGGAAGACAGUUUAGUGUUACCAUUAUGGGAAGGAAAGAUUGUAGCCAAAGUGGAACGUUUGGAUUAACCUGGGUGAUUCUUGGUGCUAGUGGAAUAGUGGCGUGAAUGAUUUGAUUGGAACUAAAUGGCUACUGAACUGAUCACAAAGACAUAGGGUCUAGCUGGUAAACUGAUGACUGUGUGGCUGUGUAGUGAUACCUC
Liolophura sinensis is the source of this 3309-nucleotide messenger RNA. RefSeq names its product axin-1-like. The record is from RefSeq and is a predicted model, not a curated record. Gene Ontology annotation, biological process: negative regulation of canonical Wnt signaling pathway; positive regulation of protein kinase activity; cell development. The coding region runs from base 272 to 3175 and encodes 967 amino acids. Gene Ontology annotation, molecular function: ubiquitin protein ligase binding; beta-catenin binding; protein kinase binding. The transcript is spliced from 11 exons. NCBI's taxonomy places the organism in Eukaryota, Metazoa, Mollusca, Polyplacophora, Chitonida, Chitonidae. Gene Ontology annotation, cellular component: nucleus; beta-catenin destruction complex; plasma membrane.